AUGAAAAGUACAAUAAAACCUUUGCCAUAAAUUAACAAUAGACCCUCUCUUCAUGAGGAUGAUUCAUGUCCUGGAAGAUUGCACAUUUAUUAGAGAAAGUUGAAAUUUGGAAGCAAUACUUAUAUAAUUAGUAGUAAUAAUGCUGUUUCAGAAUCUUUAAAUAAAAAGCAGUAAUAAACUCCUGUUUCCGAAUCAUAGUUAUUGAAGUAAAUCGAUACAAAACUAGAAAUUCAUAAGAAAGACAUUGAAUACAGAAAUAAUAUGAUUAUCUCAAUUGAAAAAGGUUUUGUAUCAAUGAAAUAAGAGUUAGUAAAGGAAAAAAAUUAAAAUGAAGAGAAAUCCAAAUAAUUAUAAGAAUUAUAGGCUAGUUAUUAAGCAAUUUAGUUAAGACUUAAGUAGGCAGGCGAUUCAUCUAAAUAAAAUUUAUAAGCUGAGAAAGAUAGGGAGAAAAUUAAUACGUUAGAAAUUAGCAUUAGAUAAUUCUAAACAAAAGAAUAGGGGUUAUUACAAUAGAUAGAAUCAUUAAAUUAAUAAAUAUCUUAAUAUACAGAAAAAUUAAAGAGUAAAGAAGAAAGUAAUGAAGAAUUUAAAAGAUUAAAGGAUUAACUGCAUAAAGCUGAAGUAUUAAAUUUUGUUAAUAAAUAAGGAUUAGCAAGGUAGAAUGGAACAUUAAAUCCAUGAUAUUUAAAAAAAUAUAGAGAAGGAAGUUAAUGAAAAAAACAAUAUAAAGAAAUAAUAUGAAUCUCUUAAUCAUGAUAGUUAACUAAAACAGCAGAAUUUGAAUAAAGAGAUUUCAGCUUCAUUGCUACAGAUAAAACAACUAGAGUAAGAAAAGAUGACAAUAUCGGAAAAUUUAUGGAAAUCUAAAGAUUAAAACGAUUAAAAUAGCAAACUAAAUGAGUAAAUUUUAAGUUUAAAAUCAUAACUUUCAGAGUUAUAAAAAAUCAGAGAUGUAUGAAUACCAUCUUAUAUAGAAAGAUAUUGGUUAAUUGAGAUAAAAAAUUGAAGAUCAAUCCAAAAAUUCAAUAGAAUUAAAAGAUUAAUUGGAAAAAUUAAAGCUAAAACAACAAGAAUUAUAAUUAUAAUUAUAAGAAAAAAUAUUGCGACUGGAAUAAUUAAGAAUUCAACAAUAAUUGUUGGACUAAUAGGAUUAAAAUAAUAAAUCGGAAAUUAAUAAUUUGAAUAAGCAAAUUGAAUCUUUGAAGGAACAAUUAUCCAAACCAAAAAACACAAAAUAAAUUACAGAUACAAUUUUACAAUUAGAAAAAACUGAUGUAAUAAUAAUAUUUUAAAUAUUCCAUAGAGAGACAUAUAGAAGAAUUUAUCCUGUACAUUUUGUAACAAAUUCAUAAAACAACCCGUUACAAUUAUUCCUUGCGGACAUUCGUAUUGUUUUGAAUGCAAAAAAGGAUAUAAUAAGGAAUGUUUCAAAUGUGGACCUAAAUUAAAAAUAGAAGCUAUGUAUAGAAAUGAAUUACUUGAUGAUAUUAUCGCAAUGGUUAAAUUAAUUGAAUAAAGUAUCAAUAGUAUGAAACAAGUUACUAAAUAAUGA
This is a messenger RNA of Paramecium octaurelia, 1552 nucleotides long. NCBI's taxonomy places the organism in Eukaryota, Ciliophora, Oligohymenophorea, Peniculida, Parameciidae. The record is from the annotation of a GenBank genome assembly.